This is a messenger RNA of Uranotaenia lowii, 1059 nucleotides long. RefSeq lists its product as uncharacterized. The record is from RefSeq and is a predicted model, not a curated record. NCBI's taxonomy places the organism in Eukaryota, Metazoa, Arthropoda, Insecta, Diptera, Culicidae. The transcript has a single exon. Bases 1 to 1059 code for a protein of 352 amino acids.
AUGGGAAGUAAAUUAUCCCCCCUACUGGCUGAACUCUUCAUGAGUGACUUCGAAACAGAUCUCGAAAAACGGGAGAAACUUUUCCCUCGUGUUUGGUGGCGUUAUGUUGAUGAUAUCUUCGCCACCGUAAAGGAACGGUAUCUCCCGCAAACGCUUGAGGUUUUGAACAACCAGCAUAGUUCGAUUAAAUUUACCGUCGAAAAAGAAGUUGAUGGGAAACUUCCAUUCCUCGACCUGUUAAUUUCUAGAAAAGAAGAUAACACGGUGAAAUUCGGAAUUUACCGUAAACCCACGUCAACAGAUCGCUAUAUUACGGUUGAUUCAAACCAUUUUGGAGCGCAAAAGCAAGCUGCCUUUCAUUCGAUGGCCCACCGUCUGUACAACAUACCGAUGGAGAGCCAUGAAUUCGAACUAGAAAAGCAAAAAAUCUUGCAGGCUGGUGAAUUAAACGGAUACGAUCAAGAAUUCGUCAGCAAAAUCCUCCGAAAACACGAAAGAAAAAAGCUCCGUAGCAACGCAACCACAUUCAAACCAGAAAGAGAUGAAUCCCAAAGAGUCAGCCUGCCGUACCACCCACCACUGACAAAUAGUAUCUGUAAGAUUCUCUCUAAACAUGGUCUGAAAGUGGCUUACAAAAGUUCAAACACUUUGAAAGAUCGACUGGUUUCUCUAAAAGACAAAGUGCUACCGGAAGAGAGAUCUGGAAUUUAUGAGAUUCCAUGUCAAAACUGCCCGGCCGUCUAUAUUGGGCAAACCAGACGGAAAUUCAGAACCAGAAUCAAAGAGCACAAAAACGCAGUAGAUAACAACAGGAGCAACGAAUCAAGUGUAGCUGCCCACGCGUCAGAACUUAAUCAUCACAUAGAUUGGGGAAAGGUUAAGUUCAAAAAAUGUGUACGCAAAGCGUCACAUUUAAACGCAUGGGAAUCCAUGUAUAUCACUACAUCGGAAAGGCCACUUAUGAACGAGGAUGAGGCUCCAAUCAUAUCACCGCUUUUCAACCUGCUCAAACCAAGUUUUCAACAACCCGACCACCCUUCGACGAAUACUAUUGGAUAG